Messenger RNA from Schizosaccharomyces octosporus yFS286, 504 nucleotides. RefSeq names its product 40S ribosomal protein S28. Gene Ontology annotation, molecular function: structural constituent of ribosome. Gene Ontology annotation, cellular component: ribosome; cytosolic small ribosomal subunit. Lineage: Eukaryota; Fungi; Ascomycota; Schizosaccharomycetes; Schizosaccharomycetales; Schizosaccharomycetaceae. The transcript has 2 exons. Gene Ontology annotation, biological process: ribosomal small subunit assembly; translation; maturation of SSU-rRNA. The record is from RefSeq and is a predicted model, not a curated record. Bases 65 to 271 code for a protein of 68 amino acids.
GAUCGUGACUGUUAUUUCUAUUCAUAUCAAAACUUGUACACUGAACGCGUAGUUUUCAACAAACAUGGAUUCCUCAAAGGUCCCAGUCAAAUUGGCUAAGGUUAUUAAAGUCCUUGGACGUACCGGAUCUCGUGGUGGUGUCACCCAAGUCCGUGUCGAAUUCAUGGAUGACACUUCUCGUUCCAUCAUUCGUAACGUUAAGGGUCCUGUUCGCGAAGACGACAUCCUUGUCUUGUUAGAAUCCGAACGUGAAGCUAGACGUUUGCGUUAAAAAAUUGAAAUCACAGAGGAUACUAUUUCGCGAUUUUUUCGCCAAUGCUUAUUUGAUGUUAUUUCAGAGUAUUUUAUUAUGGUCCGGAUGGUUCAAGGAGAACGACCAACCAUAGCGUACUUUGGAUUUUUUACUGUCAAAAUACUAUCAUCCUUUGAAUGAACAUAUAUAUCUGGUAGCAACAGUCUACCUGCUGUUAGGAAUAUAACUGUAAACGUUUCUCGUAUUGUAGC